Molecule: messenger RNA, 1180 nt
Organism: Brienomyrus brachyistius
Lineage: Eukaryota; Metazoa; Chordata; Actinopteri; Osteoglossiformes; Mormyridae
Product: extracellular superoxide dismutase [Cu-Zn]-like
Exons: 2
Coding region: 357-968 (203 amino acids)
Biological process (GO): removal of superoxide radicals
Molecular function (GO): superoxide dismutase activity; copper ion binding
Source: RefSeq, a predicted model, not a curated record
GCUUUCAAGCCAUUUUCAUUUAAUAAUUUCACUUAACUUUUUCUCAUUCGAACCCGCGGCGAUGUGUUUCACUGUUUGUUGUAAAGUGACAUCACUGUGUUAUUCAUGCCCAUCUAAAUGUUCUUGUUUUUCCGCGUGCGUUAUGCACUGUUAGCUCGUUAAAUAACCGCUUAGCUCUUGUGCAAUUUUCAUGUCAAAAGGCAGGCAGGCUUCAUAACAACAUUGUCGGUCUUCUGAGCGUCUUUGUGGAGAAAAAAGUUACGAAAGCGACUCCAUUUUAAGUUUUUUUUUCUCCAGGCGUCUAAGGUAAUGUAUCUACAGCGCCGCACAAAGCAAUUCUGAUUUACAAAAUCAAAAUGCACCUGUCUGUUACAAACUGGUGUCCACUGCUCCUCCUGUUUGGACUGCCCUGUUUCCUAUCUGGCCACGAUUCACAAAACGACAGGUUUCCUACGAAGCCAAUGGCCCAACCAGAGUUGGCAGAGUCCAACGGGACCCUGUACGCAAGCUGCAAGAUGAAACCCAACAGCAGACUGGCCGCGGACCAGCCUAAGGUCUACGGGCGGGUGCUCUUCAGACAGGGUGGUGUCGACAGGCCGCUGGAGGUGAUGUUCAAACUGAAAGGCUUCCCCAUCGACAUACAGAAGCGAGCAAUCCACAUUCACCAGUUUGGUGACCUCAGCAAAGGCUGUGAUUCAACCGGUGGCCACUACAACCCCCACAAGGUGAACCACCCUGGACACCCAGGCGACUUUGGAAACUUCGUGCCUCGCGGUGGACGUAUCCAUGAGAGGACGACGAGCGAGGCCACCCUCUUCGGGCCGCUGUCGGUGCUGGGCAGAUCCGUGGUGCUCCACGCGGGGGAGGAUGACCUGGGCCAGGGGGGCGAUGGGGGGAGCCUGCUUCACGGCAACGCAGGCUACCGGCUGGCUUGCUGCAUCAUCGGGAUCACUAGCACAAAUCUCUAGGACAUUGUAAGCCAACAGCGUCAAGAGGAGGCUAAGCGAAAGGUCAUCCCGCUCAUGCACUGCUGGGUCUGUCGCACACUAGGAUUGUAAAAAGAGCUGCCAUUCUUCAUAUCACCAGGCCUUGUCAGAAAAAUAUAAUUUAUUUGGUUCAUCACAGCAUCACUAACAGCUUUUAUUUCCACGAAACAAAUAAAUAGCUUUCUUAUCAGAAA